Molecule: messenger RNA, 1315 nt
Organism: Drosophila serrata
Lineage: Eukaryota; Metazoa; Arthropoda; Insecta; Diptera; Drosophilidae
Gene: Ubc4
Product: ubiquitin conjugating enzyme 4
Molecular function (GO): protein binding
Source: RefSeq, a predicted model, not a curated record
UGACAUCGUUGUUUUUACAGCUCUAGCUUAAAUAAUAAAAGCAAAUAAACUAGGAAUAUUGAGGCGCUUCGCUUUUGUAUUUAUGUUGUGUUCUGAUCGAGUUCGUUGAUUCGAUCCGUUAACCCCAAGCCGAUCUCCAGCGGAGGACUCGACCUUGGAGGCCACUAGCCGGGCGUAAUUUACGCAACGAGAGCCACACAAAAUUCGCGAUAUUGCACACAACAGCAACAACAAAAACACUGGCGGUGGAGUGAAGAGUGGCAGGCAGAGAGGAGAACCAAGAACAGAACUGGGAGAAAGGGAGAACCGAGAACGGCGGAGAGAAAGGAGAACGGCAGCGAAUAGAAGAGGGAGACACAUAAACGCGAAAAGACCAACAGAAGCAUCAUGGCGAAUAUGGCAGUGUCGCGAAUCAAGCGGGAGUUCAAGGAGGUGAUGCGCAGCGAGGAGAUCGUCCAGUGUUCCAUCAAAAUCGAACUGGUCAAUGAUAGUUGGACGGAGCUGCGCGGCGAGAUUGCCGGUCCACCGGACACACCCUACGAGGGCGGCAAGUUUAUCUUAGAGAUCAAAGUGCCCGAGACAUAUCCCUUCAAUCCGCCAAAGGUCCGAUUUAUAACACGCAUCUGGCAUCCGAAUAUUUCAUCGGUUACGGGCGCUAUUUGCCUAGACAUUCUUAAGGACAAUUGGGCUGCAGCGAUGACACUGCGCACGGUGCUAUUGUCCCUGCAGGCACUGUUGGCCGCCGCCGAGCCCGAUGAUCCGCAGGAUGCCGUGGUCGCGUAUCAGUUCAAGGACAAGUAUGAUCUUUUCCUACUGACCGCCAAGCAUUGGACGAACGCAUAUGCAGGCGGUCCGCACACCUUUCCCGAUUGUGAUUCAAAGAUUCAACGCCUCAAGGACAUGGGCAUCGAUGAGCACGAUGCGCGCGCUGUCCUUUCGAAGGAGAACUGGAAUCUAGAGAAAGCAACAGAGUGCCUGUUUAGUUAGCUUGCUUGCUCCCAGCCUCGCCUGGCACCAGUACCACCAUCAACACCAGUAACUUCAACGACGACAACUCUUCAGAUCGGCGAUUCCCCUCCACUAAAUUCUUGUACAUCCAGCGGCAGCGGUGGCGGCGGCGACUGUUACAGCAAACAAGCAAUCACUACAAUCAGCUAAAUCUGUCAUUUAAAUUUUUGCAUAAUGCCUAACACGCGGUAGUCUAAGAGUAAGGCUAAGUCCAAACACCCCUACAUAACACCAACUCCUGAAAACAAAAUCAUAAUUGUAAAUUGUUGUUUUGGUUUACGAAAUUGCACUUGGCUCUUGUAAUUUA